Molecule: messenger RNA, 1447 nt
Organism: Cuscuta campestris
Lineage: Eukaryota; Viridiplantae; Streptophyta; Magnoliopsida; Solanales; Convolvulaceae
Source: the annotation of a GenBank genome assembly
CCUAUUUGCUGAGAAAAGAGAAGAUCAGAAGAAGCUCUCAAAUGCGAAGGAAAUAAGGAAUGCAGCUGAUUCCAGUAUUUCCCCUUAGUAGUGAAGCUAAGGUGAACACAACUAGUGAUCCUCAUGGCAUUGCUGUCAAUUCCUUGAGCUUGCAGCAAGCACAUGGUGUUCGAGAAAAUUCAUCAGACCAAUGCCCUAAUUUUUUCAAACAGUUACUCAAAUCUCAUCUGACUGGAAAAUUCUGUUUGAAUUUACCAAAGAAAUUCUGUGAUGAGCAUUUACCAAGCAAUGAUGGUACAAUUAUUUUGGUGGAUGAAGAUGAACUAGAAUAUAGUAUGAGGUAUUCAGCGCGAAGAAAUAGGUUUGGUAGUGGUUGGAAAGCCUUCUGCAUGGCACACAAAUUGCGAGAGAGUGAUGCUUUGGUUUUCCACCUUAUCGAGCCUUGCAAGUUUAAGGUAUACAUUAAGAGAGCAAGCAAAUCAUCAGAUGAUGAUGGUGCUAGUGGUCUUCAAAAUUUUAGUUUCCAAAAUAGUCAGCCAAUUAAUACUGUGAAAAUUGAAGACCAAAUAGAAGGCAAUGUGCAGAUUAAUGCAACAGAGAGAGCAGAAUAUUUAAGCUCUUCUGCUGUGGACAAUCCGCAGGAGAAGAAGGCAAGAUUAGUAUAUGAUAGUAGGCCUGUGAUGGAUCAAUCUCAAUCUGUGGGCGAUAGUGAUAUCUUUGUCCCAGAUGUUCAUGAAGGCGUCAUCAAAUGCUCAGAAUCUGUUGCCUAUUUCAAAGAUGUAAAUGGUUUCGAAGAUUUCACGAUUCAAGUGGAUGGCGUAAUUCUUGACUCAGAGAUACCAUUAGAUCUCAGAAUAAAGUACUACGAGUUAUGCGUCAGUCAAAAAAUGUACCUUCACGAAAGUCUUAUUAAGGGCAUCAGCAGUAAACUAGCUGCUGUAAUGAUUUCUGAAACUGUCAACAUUGCUGACGCCGCGAAAUCCGCCAACCUUGCCACGUCUCUUCAUCAUUUGGAAUGUUGGGGGAAGACUUUGAAGGCUUUCGAGGAUCUGGGCAUGCUGGUUGGGUUUAUACUUGAUAGGCUGAAUAAGCUAGUCAGCCUUUCCCUUAAAUCCCAAGCAGUUAUUCAGUCAAAGAAAAUGCACAUGGCUCAAGUUGAUGAGGAGAUCAGAAAUCUUGAGGCGACGGCUGUGAAUGCUAAAGCAGUAAUUGGACGUCUGGAGGCCGAACUCGAGGCUCUGAAAUUGAAGAUUGUGAAGCUUGGCUUAGAGUUCCAGGGGCUUACUGGUUCUCCAUGGUGACAAUUAUGUGCAGUUUGGUAUGAUUAGACCUCUUUUUUUGAUAAUUCGUAGAUCUUAGCAUCAUCAUUAGUCUUCCUUAUAGAGAAACCUGAUAAUGUCGUGGCAUCUUCCAUCAUGAAAGUGUUCUGAUGCUCUCUGGUGUUUGA